Lodderomyces oxycetoniae is the source of this 2859-nucleotide messenger RNA. RefSeq names its product Phm7p (gene PHM7). Bases 1 to 2859 code for a protein of 952 amino acids. Gene Ontology annotation, molecular function: calcium-activated cation channel activity. The transcript has a single exon. Gene Ontology annotation, cellular component: plasma membrane. The record is from RefSeq and is a predicted model, not a curated record. NCBI's taxonomy places the organism in Eukaryota, Fungi, Ascomycota, Pichiomycetes, Serinales, Debaryomycetaceae.
AUGUCAGAAAAAGCUUCAACAAACACUUCAGUCUCUCAGUUUAUAUCAACACUUGUACCUACUUUGGUCAUUUCAGUUGUAUUUGUCGUGGCCUUUGUAAUAAUACGUAAGUAUCAAAAAAGAGUUUAUGAACCACGUUCAAUUGUCAAGUCGUUACCGGAAGAUUUAAGACCCCAAUCACCACCGGCAGGCAUUUUCAGCUGGUUGGGUUCACUACUUCGCAGGCCAGAAACUUUUAUAAUCCAGUAUGCGGGCCCAGAUGGAUAUUUUUUUCUUCGUUUUUUAUUUGAAUUUUGCUGUAUUUGUAUCUUGGGGGCUAUAAUUACAUGGCCCAUAUUGUUCCCAGUUAAUGCAUCGAAUGGAAACAAUAACCAGCCAGGCUCAACAGUUGCUGGAUUUGAUAUCUUGACCAUUGCAAAUGUGCGAAAUAAAUGGAGAACUUUUGCACACGUUUUCUUAUCUUGGAUCUUAUUUGGUGCUGUGAUUUUUUUGAUCUACCGUGAGUUGGUUUAUUAUACUACUUUCAGACACGUUUUACAAACAACUCCACUAUACGAUUCCUUGUUGAGCUCAAGAACUUUGUUAUUGACUGAGAUUUCAACCAAUAAUUUGAAUGAUGAGUCUUUAAGGAGUUAUUUCCCAACCGCUACAAACAUUUGGUAUGGCAGGGAUUACAAAAAGUUGGAAGAGGAGUGUGAGGAAAGAACCAAAUUGGCUAGCAAGUAUGAAGGUGCACUAAACAAAGUAAUGACUAAAGCUGUAAAGCUAAGAAACAAAUGUAUUAAGAAAAAGAAACCAGUUCCAGAACCUGCUGACGAUCUUGACAAGUACUUGAAGGAUGGUAAGAAGAGACCAACCCACAGAUUGAAAUUUCUUAUUGGUAAAAAGGUUGAUACUUUGACUUAUGGUGCUGAGAAAUUGGGCGAGUUGAACAAGUCAAUAGUGAAACGACAGGAAAAGUAUCAAACGUCCACUCAAUUGCCAUCAGUGUUUCUUGAAUUUCCAACUCAAUUGGAAUUGCAAAAAGCUUAUCAAGCUAUUCCUUACAAUAAAGAUUUCAAAGGAGUUAAAAGAAUUACUGGUGUUUCCCCAGAUGAUAUCAUUUGGAAGAAUUUACAAUUGACAUCAACAAAGAGAAGAAUCAAGACUAUUCUUGCAAAUACCUUUUUGACAUUGUUGAUUAUAUUUUGGUGUAUUCCAGUUGCUGUUGUUGGUGCCAUUUCCAAUAUUAAUUUCUUGACUGAAAAAGUGCCAUUUUUGAGAUUUAUCAAUAAUAUGCCUAGUGUCAUCAUGGGUGUUAUUACAGGUUUACUUCCAGUAGUUGCCUUGGCCAUUUUGAUGUCCUUGAUUCCGCCGGUUAUCAAAUGGAUGGGAAGAAUUUCUGGUCGUCUUACAGUCCAGCAAGUUGAUGAAUAUUGUCAAUCGUGGUUUUUUGCCUUUCAAGUUGUUAAUGUUUUCCUUGCUGUUGCCUUGGGUUCAUCUGCAGCUUCGGUUGCGCAAGAAAUUGUUAAAGAUCCAGGUUCGGCAUUAAAACAAUUAUCUGAAAGAUUCCCCCCAUCUGUGAAUUUUUACUAUUCAUACCUUUGCUUACAAGGAUUAACAAUAAGCUCUGGUGUGUUAUUACAAAUUGUUGCAUUGAUUUUGUCUCAUAUCUUGGGAAGGAUUUUGGAUAGUACUCCAAGAGCUAAAUGGACAAGGUGGAACACCUUGACUCAACCAGGUUUUUCUGUGUUAUACCCUGGAUUUCAAUUGUUAACCGUUAUUGCUCUUGCUUAUUCAGUUAUCGCGCCAUUGAUUUUGGGCUUUACUGCAAUUGCUUUUGCUUUAUUCUACUUUGCAUAUAUCUACACAUUGAUUUAUGUCAUGAGACCAAGUACAGUUGAUGCAAGGGGUAGAAAUUAUGUUAAAUCCUUGUUUCAGUUAUUUACAGGGUUAUUUUUGGCACAAUUGUGGAUCACUGCAUUAUUUGUUUUCACCAAGAAUUGGGCAUGUGUUGCUUUGGAAGCUGUGAUUAUUGUCGUUACAAUAAUUGCCAGAUGCUGGUUAAAGAGACGAUUUGUAGCCAAUGUCGACGCGGUACCUAUUUCAGCAAUAAGAUAUGCAGCAGGUGAUUCUGCUUAUGCUUACCCAAUGCAUGAUCAAGGAUCGAAGGAGAUUAAGACUGAAGGCCAAAAUUACUGGGAAGGAGGUAAUCAAUUGGGAUUAAAAGCAGGUGAUGAUGUCAAGGAUCAAGUUUUGCCCGACAGAUAUCUUGGUACGUCAACAGCAGCAACGGCUGUUCCCAACAUCAACACUAGUGGUGCUGUUCCUAAUGCUGGAGUUGUCACUCAUGAACACCGCGUGUCGGACUCUUCAGCCGCAGAUAGUAAGAUUAUUAGUAAAAUGGAUAGUGAAAAAGUAUCACGCUCAGCAACGGAUCAACGUAGCUUUUCGGCAACUGAAGGUCCUUUUGCUGAACCAAAUUCAAACGACGAAGAGAAAGGAGAAAGAAGUCUUGCCAAAAACACUAUUAAUGGUGUUGCAGGUGCACCAGGCAAAGGCAUAUCGUGGCUUAAGAUAUUUUUCCGUCCAAAAACUCAAACUUUUGAUAUGAUUAGAAACAUAAUGCCAAAUUCAUACUUUAACUAUAUUGAAUAUAAUCCUGAGUUUAUCAGGCAUGCAUAUGAUGAUCCUGCAGUAUCACAAGAAGAACCUCAUAUCUGGAUUGCCAGAGAUCCUAUGGGAUUAUCCGAAAUUGAAAAGAACAAGGCACUUAAAGAAGGUGUUGAUGUGUCUAACGAGAAUGCUACAUUUAAUGAAAAGGGUCAGAUUGUUUUCACAGGUCCACCUCCAACUUAUGAAGAAGCUAUUAAGGUAUGA